AUGGUAAGAGAUAAAGAUUUACAUCCAAUUCACCCUGGGGAAAUAUUAAGGGAGGAAUUAUUAAAAACUUACAAACUUACUCCCCAACAAUUAUCCCAAAGCAUUAAAGUUGAGGAGAAUAUUGUCAAGGAAAUAUUAAAAGAAAAACGGGAUAUUACACCUGAACUCUCUUAUCGUCUAGCCGAUAGAGAAAAGAGUUGA
Messenger RNA from Diversispora eburnea, 201 nucleotides. Lineage: Eukaryota; Fungi; Glomeromycota; Glomeromycetes; Diversisporales; Diversisporaceae. The record is from the annotation of a GenBank genome assembly.